CGUGGACGCCUCGCGGAGGGGACGAUGAGCCGCAUCUACCACGACAGCGCGCUCCGGAACAAGGCGGUGCAGAGCGCACGGCUGCCCGGGGCCUGGAACCCCGCCGCCCACCAGGGGGGCAGUGGUGUCCUGCUAGAGGGGGAGCUGGUGGAUGUGUCUCGGCACAGCAUCCUGGAUGCGCACGGCAGGAAGGAGCGCUACUACGUGCUGUAUAUCCGGCCCAAUCGCAUCCAUCGUCGGAAAUUCGACCCCAAAGGGAACGAAAUCGAACCCAACUUCAGUGACACCAGGAAGGUGACCACAGGAUUCCUCAUGUCCUCCUACAAGGUGGAAGCCAAGGGGGACAGCGACAGGCUUACACCCGAGGCACUGAUGGGGCUGGUGAAUAAGCCUGAGCUGCUGGCGCUGACCGAGAGCCUUGCCCCUGCUGGGACUGUGGCAUUCUGGAUACCCGAGGCAGAGAUGGAGGCCCUGGAGCUGGAGCUGGGGACUGGGAUUCGGCUAAAAACUCGGGGUGAUGGCCCCUUUUUGGAGUCUUUGGCCAAACUUGAGGCUGGAACAGUGACCAAAUGUAAUUUCGCUGGUGACCGUAAGGCAGGCGCAUCCUGGACGGACAACAUCAUGGCUCAGAAGGCCUCAGAGGGGGCAGCGGCAGAGACGUGCGAGCAAGGAGACGGGGCUGCAGAUGAGGAGUGGGAUGACUGAGGUGAUGGACACGGACUGAGAUGAUAGCCUGGAUUCCAGCAGUCCCUUCUGCAACACGACUGAGAAUACCUCCCACCCAUGGAUGCCCGGAAGCUGGAGUUCACCCAGCCUGCCUGUUCCUGGCCUGCGACUGCCUCUGCACCCCUCUCUGAGAGCAGGUCCGAGAGCAGGAUGUGGUCCUUGCCGUGGCUCACGGAAGGUCCUGCCCCAGCUGUCAGGCUGAUCCUCCUGUGUGUCUUCCCCUGGAUGGCAGCCUCAUUUCAGGGGCUGGUGGAGGGCAAGUUCCCCCGGAGUAAUCCCGAGGAACUGGACUUGGUUUUGGUGCAGACUUGGAGGACUGUCCCGCGUCCAGGUGCUGAGUGGCCAUGUCCUCCCAGCUUCCUGCUUUCCUUCCUCACCUUCCCACCCCACCCAGCCUCAGGGCUCUGCAGCCACCCUCAAGUGUCAGUUCUUUCUCCCUCCUUUGAUUCCAGGCCACCUCGGGCCUUCCUGGCUGCCUUCCUGGAGCCGGAGGAUGCUGUUGCUGGGGAGAUGUGGCUGGCUGGUCUGGCAGUCACCUCAGGCUCGCUCUGCUUUUUUGUACCAUGAGAACUUUGGAUGAUCAAUCAGUUCUCAGCAGCGCCUCCAUGUGGCUUCAGGUGUAAAUGAUCUUCAGCAAGCCACACCUCUAUUCCUACCCCCAAGGAAGCUGACUGCUGUCCAUAGCAAAGCCCGGUUGGGUGGUGGGCAUCUAUAUACCUUAGGGACGUGGAGAAAGGGAGGUGAGAUUAACACAGCAAUUACUGAGGUCCCCUCCUGUGCCAAGUGCAGCAUCGGCUGUGGCAAUAACAGCUCUGGGCUACUGUUGUGUGCUCCUGGUGCUAGCACCUGCAGUAAUUGACAGCCAUCCCCUGAGGUACAGGGAUUUAUCAUGUUCCCAUAUCAGACUAUGGCCGGGCUCACUGGGCAGUACAUGGAGGAGAGAGGAUUGAAGCCCCGGCAGUCAGAUUUCAAGGUGUACAUUCUGAAUUCCUGGACCACUCUGCUUGCAGGUGGAUAUUACAGUGCUCAGAGGGGUCUAGGCAAGUUGCUCAAAGUCACACAGCUCAUAAACUAUGCUCCUUCCACUGAGUGUCCCCGCUUUCCUGGCCUCCAGUAGGGUCUUUGAUACAGGAGUGAGAGGAUAUAGUUAUCACCUCACUGAUGGCCUGGGUCUGAACGGCAGAAGCCCACAGGCAGGUUAUGCUGGGACCUCACCCAUGCAAAUGUUGAGGGAGGUGGUUAAGUAGGAGGGGAGCUGGAGGUACCAACUGGGCAUGAAGGCCCAGUGGGAGUGCCCUGCUACCCAAAGCACCGUGACCUAAGAGGAUGGCAGAGCCACAGGCAUACCGCCACACCAAACAGGGAGGCCCCGUGGGUCAGUGGGGAAAGCAAGAGAAAGGGCCUGGGGCUUAGGUGGGCUUCAGGAAGACAAAGGCCAUUGUGGGGGAACCCUGAGAACAGGGGUGAGGCAGUUGUUUGUGAGGCGAGUCUGGUGGUGGUGGGGUGGCAGGGAUGUAGAGAUUCACCCUUACAUCCCAGAAGCUGGUGAGCCCGUGCAGGAUGAUAUGGUCUGCUUCAGAUGUCCUGGAAAUCAUGUGGGGAACCCUGGGGUUGGCCGAAUGAGCCUGGGAGUGUGAGGGUGGCUGGGCUGCAGCAGGAUUGAAAGAGGGAAGAAAAUGGUUUAUGGGGCAUUCUGGGGAGG
Messenger RNA from Ochotona curzoniae (black-lipped pika), 2428 nucleotides. RefSeq names its product actin related protein 2/3 complex inhibitor (gene ARPIN). The record is from RefSeq and is a predicted model, not a curated record. Lineage: Eukaryota; Metazoa; Chordata; Mammalia; Lagomorpha; Ochotonidae. Gene Ontology annotation, biological process: negative regulation of actin nucleation. The transcript is spliced from 6 exons. The coding region runs from base 25 to 705 and encodes 226 amino acids.